UAGGUGGAAUAGGAGGAGGGUUAGGUGGAAUGGGUGGAGGAGGCAUGGGUGGGAUGGGAAGUGGAAUGGGAGUUGGAGGAAUGGGGGGAAUGGGAGCUGGAAUGGGCAGUGCUGGAGGAAUAGGGUCCAGAGCUGGGGAGCCAUACCGCCUGGCUGCUCAUGACAGUCCAACAUCCCCUCGACACGUACAGUCCAGCCAGGGGUCCGGCAUAGGGCAGGUCACAGGGUCUGGCCAUGGGAUGGGUCACACUUCAACUGGUUCCAGCAUGGGAGGCCACGGAGGUCAAAGCCCAGGUCAGCAUGCCUCCCGUCGAAACCUCCAAGUCGACUUUAGUAGCUCGAGCGGUUCUCGGACUGGCCGGUCUCCAUCUGGGUCUCCUGAUCGCGGCGUGACUCCCACCUCACCCUACUCCCUGCCACAGAUUGCACCCAUGCCAAGCAGCAAACUGUGCCCAGUGUGCACCACCACAGAGCUGUCCAACCCACCGGCUGUACCCAACUACAACACCUGCACCCAGUGCAAGGCCACUGUGUGCAACCAGUGUGGAUUCAACCCCAACCCUCACCUUACUGAGGUCCAGGAAUGGCUGUGUCUGAAUUGUCAAAUGCAGCGAGCUCUUGGCAUUGAUAUGACCACACCUCGCUCUAAGAGCCAACAGCAGAUUCACUCUCCCUCCCACCAAGCCAAGCCCAUUGUCCAGCCACAGCAGCCCGUGCCACAGCCAACACACCCGGCAGCUGCUGCACAGCCCAAGCCUUUGCCACAGAGUCAGUCCACCCAACGGCAGCAACAACAACAGCAGCAACAACGACAAGAGCAACAACAACCUCAGUCACAGCCUUAUGGCCACUCUAAUCCCUACUCUCAGUCUCAGACCCAGGCAUACUCCCAAUCCCAAUCACAGUCUCAGCCAUAUUCCCAGUCUCAGCCAUAUUCCCAGUCUCCGCCAUAUUCCCAGUCCCAGCAGUAUCCCCAGUCCCAGCAGUAUCCCCAGUCUCAGCCUAAGCCUUACCCUCCAUCACAGCCUAGUCCCCAGACGCAGUCUCAGACACAUCCAGGCCUUGGUGGCCACCAGUCUAAAACUACACCUUCUCAGCAGGGCAUGAGGACUGACCCAUACUCCCAGAGAGGUCUUGGAGCUCAAGGAGGUAUUGGGGGUCCAACAGGCAGCCCCAGCCAGCAAGGUGGUCCUCGCAUUCCCCACCCAGGUGCUGUACCACUACCUGGGUUGACUAAAGCACCCUCCCAGCCAGAUUUGGGUCGAGGUUCUGCAAUGCAUCAAUCUAUGACACGUCCCCAUGACCAGACCAGAAGCGCUGGAUCUUCCCCAGCCCACCGACCUCAGAGUCAGGCCCCCACCCAGGAUGGCCUGACCAAACUGUUUGGCUUUGGGGCAUCGCUGCUCAAUCAGGCUAGCACCCUGAUCAAUGUUGACCCUCUACCCACAGCCUCAACGCAGCCAAGCCCUGCACGAGGUAAGGUUGUGUUUAGCAAUGCAACUCCUGACAGACAGCAACAGCAAGGGGCCAGCGGCACCAAACCCUUCAGCAUGGGGGGUCCUCAUGCUCCAAGCCAAAUAGGGGGCUCUCAGGCACCAAGUCAAGGGGGAGGUUUUAGUGGACAAGGCCAAAUGGGAGGACCUUAUCCACCAAACCAAAUGGUACCAGAUCAAACAGGUUGUCUGCAGGGGCAAAUUCAAAUGGGUGGUCCACAUGCAACAGCUCAAAUAGGCAGUACCAUUGGUGGACCUCAAGCGCCAACCCAAAAGCAGCAACAGACUGGACUCCAAAAACAACAAAUGCCCCCACAGCAGCCACUUACUCAGCAUCAAAAAGAGCAGCAAGGACAACAAACACCUGCUCCUCAGCAGAAGGUUUUGCAGAAACAGGAGCCAGUGUCAGCGCCUGUGAUCGCUCCAGAACCCAAGAAGCCCAAGGUGAACUGUCCUCUUUGUAAAACAGAGUUGAACAUCGGCAGCUCCGACCAGCCCAACUACAACACCUGUACACAAUGUCAGAGCCAGGUGUGCAACCUGUGUGGCUUCAACCCAACACCACAUCUGGUAGAGAAAAAAGAGUGGUUAUGUCUCAACUGCCAGACCCAACGGCUGUUGUCUGGAGGUGGCCUCGACGAGCCUCCCCUUCCCGUUCCCCAUCCAUCCCCGAAGCACCAACCGAUGGGCUCACCUCGUCACCAUACUCCGACAAGUCAACAAAGCCCUCUCCACAAGUCAACCACUCAGCAAGGACCCAAGCCAGUCCAGCCCCAGUCACAAAAAACCCAGACGAGAACUGGUGUCGGUGGACCUACUACGCCCACGUCUGCCAAACAGCCCACUGACACUAAGACCACAACACCAGCUGCAGCACCAGUGCCAACCACUGAGGCCCAGAAACAGAUGAAACCAACAGAGGAGAAGCCCAAGAUGGAGCAUGAGAACCAAACUGCCAAAGAGACCAAACCUUCACUGAAGAAAGGGGAACAAAUCACUCCGGUAAAGGAAAUAAAGAAGUCAAGGCAAUACGACGAUACAAAAAACAACAGCACCCAUGACUUGUCACGCAGCCCUCAGAGCCUCAGCGACACCGGCUACUCAUCUGAUGGAAUCUCCAGCUCACACAGUGAAAUUACAGGUCUAAUCCAAGAGGAGGAAAUGAAGCUGAGUGAGAGAGGAAUCAGUGGGCGAGGCUCUCCUCCAAGCCCCUCUGAAAUUACCAAGCUAGAGUUCUCGAUGAGGCCACUGCUGGAGAAGAGCCUCUCUGAGGAAAAGCCAGACAGAAGGGGAAGAAAGCACAGGGACAGAGACUUGGAUGACAGAGGGAAGCAUCGCCCACGUUCCCUUUCGAUUCCACCAGAUGCAUAUGACUCUGAUGAGGAAUUAGAGGAUAUACUGGAGGAAGAAGAAGAUGGCGGAGACUGGGAGGGUAAACGGAAAGAAGCGAAGGAAGAGAGGAAGGAAAAGAAGAAAAAGGAAAAAGAGGCUGAUCCAACAGAGAUGACUGAUGAAGAGUUCAUGAGGAGACAAAUAAUGGAGAUGAGUGCUGAUGAAGACAAUGAGGAGGAGGAGGAAAUGGAGGAAGAUGAAGAUGAAGAAGAUGAAGGUUAUGGCUACCAGAAACUGAAAAAAAGCCACCAUAAGCACAUUAUUUCUGACUCGGGGAAAGAAAAGAGACGGCUUCAGCACCAUUCGAGUAGUUUUGAGGAAGAAACCAAGACUUCCACUGAUGUUUAUAAGGGUUCUGUGGAAGAAGGGGAGGAAGAUAUCAUGGCAUCACAAGGGGGGUUGAGGCGCUUUAAAACCAUUGAGCUCAACAACACCAAUAGCUACAGCCGAGAUAUGGAGCUAAGCAAUGAAAAUGAUCUAAACCUGGAUCGGGAGCCAGAGCUAGAGAUGGAGAGCCUAACUGGAUCUCCUGAGGAGCGUUCUAGGGGGGAAUAUUCUUCAACUUUGCCCCCAACUUCAUCCUCAUAUGGUUCAGGACAGUCUCCAACAUCUAUUUCGUCAAUGGAGGAAGACAGUGACAGUAGCCCGAGCAGGAGGCAAAGACUGGAGGAGGCCAAGCAACAGAGAAAAGCACGCCAUCGCUCUCAUGGCCCCCUGCUCCCGACCAUUGAAGACUCCUCAGAAGAGGACGAACUCAGAGAGGAAGAGGAACUACUGAGAGAGCAGGAGAAGAUGAGAGAGGUAGAACAGCAGAGAAUAAGAAGCACAGCGCGGAAGACCAAAAGGGAUAAGGAAGAGCUGAGGGCCCAAAGGCGCAGAGAAAGGUCUAAAACACCACCUAGCAAUCUGUCACCAAUUGAAGAUGCUUCCCCUACAGAGGAACUAAGACAAGCAGCAGAGAUGGAAGAGCUUCAUCGUUCCUCUGCUUCUGAAUAUUCCCCCCAAAGUCUGGACUCUGAGGCUGAGGGUUAUGAGUCCAAAAUCUACAAGUCAGGCAGUGAAUACAAUCUGCCUACUUUUAUGUCUCUCUAUGCACCUAUAGAGAAAUCAUCCUCAACCACAACAACCACUGCACCAUCAUCAACCUCCAAACCUCUAAAGAGUGCUGAGGAGGUUUAUGAGGAAAUGAUGAGAAAAGCAGAAAUGUUGCAAAAACAAGAAAAACUACAGCAGCAGCAACAACACGUACGACAUGGGCAGUACUAUGAGGAGGACAUUAAUGGACAGAAUUAUGAUGACGACUAUGACUACGAACAAGAUCAAACAGGCUAUGACAAUGAAGCAGCAGAAAUAGAAAAUGACAUUUAUGAGGAAAUCCGACAAACAUCUCAGAACAUCACCAAGAUGCAGCAGGCCACAGAUGAGCAAGUUGAUAUUGAAAUUGAGAGCUCUUUUGCUGAUAAGCAGCUCUUGGACACAGGCUCAGCCUUUGCUAAACUACUAGAGCAAAGCAAUGCUCUGUUAACUCCUGGAACAAGCCCUACCCAGAUCUCAGCUCCUGUCUCCUUUGCUGAGAGUGGAGGUCGGAUACCAGAUGUGAGAAUAAGCCAACACUUCACUGCAAAAGAUGGGCACAAAGACAGAAUCAAAAGCCAAGCAGGAAAGAAUGGCAUAACUCCAACAGUGGCUGCUACCACUAUUGCAGCUUAUGGAGUCUAUGCCAGAGAUGCAGUAACUAUUUCCCAAACAGGAUCAAGCCACACUAUGACAACGAGCCAAUCUGAUACCUCAAGCAGACACACAGGAAGUCUCGCCACAUCCUCAGCAACAGUGUCAAGUGUAUGUAGCAAGAUUGCAGAGAUUACCCAGGCCUACAGUCAAAGAGAAGUCAUCACCAGAAGGAUUGGGGAAACAAGAGGUGUUCAAGUGAGAGAAAGCUCGACAUCAUCUGCUGAGAGGAUUAUUGAACCACGUUCUCCUAAAUAUACUACCUAUUACAGGAGCACUAGUCCUCCUCUCUCUCCAUCACCACCUCCACCACAAAGUCCUAUUCGCUCUCCUUCCAGAAGGGCUACUGCUGAGUUCUCCACUCAGACCUUCAGCUCAGCAUUGCGAAUGGAGUCAGCUGAUUCUUGGCCCACAUCACCUGUGAUGGCUCAGGGAACCCAAACAGCACAUCAAUCAAUUUCCCCAAGGUUAUAUCGACAACAGUCUUCCCAGGAGGCUCCAUACUCCCCACCUGCAGGUCCAGCUAGGCCAAUGACAGUGAACACUGCGACUUCUCCAUUGUCCUCACCUACUCGAUUUAGCCGUCAGUCAACAUUUGAUAACUACUCUCCGUGUGGCAGCCCCCCAGACACACCACCUUACCAACAGUCACCUACACACAGCUUCUAUCAAACACAAAAAGUAGAGAAGGUAAAUGUAGGGACAAGCAUGGUCACCACUGCCAGCUUAUACACAAGAGGGUCUGUGUCUAUGGAUAAUAUCUCCCUCUGUAGAAUAUCUACAGUUCCAGGCACUUCAAGGGUUGAACAGGGCCACAUGAUCCAGGGUGGUAGUGUUGUAGAUCUAAGAACUGCCACCCACGCAGCUCCUUUUAUUAUGACUGACCAGGGAAUGGAUCUUACUUCCUUAGCUACAGAAAGCAGGAAAUACCAUGGUGGACCAGAAGGGGCCAGGCAUUCGACAAUCAUACAACCGCUGAUUAUGAAUUUGAACACACAAGAGACCAGCGCACCAACCACUGUAAGUGUCACUGUGGCUGCUUCUAUGUUUAUGACCCAGCUAAAACAACCAGUGGUUUACGGUGAUCCCCAUCAAAACCGUAUAGAUCUAGGUCUGGGCAUGGGCUCAGCGGUGUGUCUGUCCCAGAACAAAUCACCAAUUUCUCCUCCAACUGACCCAUCCAUUCCAAAAAUUGAUGCUAAAUUAGAAGACCUCAGUGUCCAACAGAGGGAACUACAAAAACAACAAGAGAAGCUACAGAAACAACAAGAACUUCUUGAACAACAGUUACAACAGCACCAUCAGUUGCAACAACACCAACAACAAGCAUCUGUUCUAGCCAAGUAUAACCUUACUGGUCAGAUCUCACCAUUAACCAAAACAAAUGUGUUAGUCAGCCAGACUAGCACUGCGUCUGCAGUGGUCAGUGCUGUUUCACCCGUCAUUAAUCCUGAACUUUACAGCACUGGUCCUAUUGAGCUGAAAGGGAAGCCCAGCCCUCCUGGUUUGAUGUCAGGGGGUAAAUCACCACAUAGUAUGGUGGUACAAAUGGAUGGAGGGCCAGAGCCGGUAAGGGCAUUGACUCAACUUGUGAAGGUAGAAGAAGGACAAGAUGCAAUGGAUCUGACAGGAGGCCAAAUAAAACCUGAUCAACCAGCUUGCUGUGACGUAGUUUACAGACUGCCAUUUGGUGGAAGUUGUGUUGGUGUCCCUGAGAAAGAGGGCAUAAGGCCACCAUCUGCCCCACCUAUUACCUAUGAAUGUGAUCAAGAAAGACAACCUGGAAGGUACCAUGAGUAUCCAAUGGAUUCUCGUAAAGCCUACACAUUACCUUUUCCUGGUAAACUUCAGUCUUCAAUGUCUGAUACAAACCUUGCUGAUGCUGAGCUACAGUCUUACCAUUCUAAAUAUGAACCACACCUCCAACCAUCAGGUGAACUUGUCAUGGACUUAACUGCUAUGAAACAGAGCUAUGGGGGAUAUGUGGGCAUGCAAUAUGGUUCCUAUACAGAUUUACGUCAUGGGGGAGACAUUUCAGCACAAACACUGCCAAUAAGAAGAUAUAAUUCUUUGUCUAACAUCAGCUCCGAUUAUGGUUAUUCUGCUCGUGAUAUUGCAAGCUUCCAGGAAGCUAACUUAGCUCAGUACAGUGCUACAACUGCAAGGGAGAUAAGUCGAAUGUGCGCAGCACUUAAUUCUAUGGAUCGAUAUGGUAGCAACCCAGAGUUACUGCAGUUUGGCAGCUUAGGCAGAGGUACUGGACCAGGGGCCUCCAGACUUGCAGCGGGUCUUGGCAUGAGGCAAAGCGUGAUCUUUGGACUAGAUGGGAAGCCAAUGUCUCAAAAUCAAGCUCUGACGAAUCUUAUCAAUGCCAGGCAGGCUAGUCUGAGAGCCAUGUACCCUGCUGCUAUUAGAUCAUCUGAUGGAAUGAUUUACUCCACCAUUCAGACUCCAAUUGCUUCAACACUUCCCAUCACCACUCAGCCUUGCUCUGUACUUCGGCCUCUACUGAGAGGAGUCUACAGGCCAUAUGCUUCUCCCAACAUGACACCAGUGCCCCUGGCCAGUCUCAUCAGAUUACCAGUAAGCCCAAGAAUGCCCUUAACUGGACAAGUACCACUCCGCUACCCAGCACCCGGUCUGCUUCAGACAACUUCAGCCACUGCCUCUACCACUGCUGCUGCAUCAACUUCAGCACCAGGAGCAACCCUAGUGCCUGUGUCUUUGACAACUCCAAUUUCAACAGUCCAGGAGGAACCUGUCUACCUUGGUAAAGGUGCCAAAGUGACAGCAGAGGUCACUUCAGCACAAGGAGUAAUUUUGUCUGAAUCACAGCAUCAGCCAAUAAACCUGUCCCAGACACAUCUGAACACACAACAGAAACAACAGACAACGACUCAGCACCCACAGCCUCCCCUUGCAGCUCAUGUAUACCCAACCUCAAGUCCAGCAAUAACCCAAGGCUACAUCCAACCCACUGCAGGCCCAUCAGUCCCCACUAGUGGCUUGCCCAUUCCAUGUGGUCUUCCCCCUUUCCCUCCACCAGGUGUUAUACAUAAAGAGGGUGAAACUGAAGCCGAGAGGCUUCACCGACAGCAGGAGCAGCUCCUACAGAUGGAGAGGGAGCGUGUGGAGUUAGAGAAACUUCGUCAGCUGCGGCUACAAGAAGAGCUUGAACGUGAAAGAAUAGAGCUGAAGUUCCACAGGGAGAAGGAGCACAUUCUGGUACAGAGGGAGUUGCAAGAGCUGCAAAACAUCAAGGAACAGAACAAGCAGUUGAAACUCUAUCAAGUUAACUCUGUUAAACAGGUAUUACAGCAGCAGCAGCAAGAACGCGAGAAACAACUUGUUCUCCAACGGGAGCAAUUGGCCCAGCAGAAGUCCCAGCUAGACCAGAUACAGUCUUUGCAGCAUCAGCUCCAGCAACAGCUACAAGAGCAGAAGCGGCUGAAAACAGCUGCUCAUACCAUGCAGCUGGAUAUGACCGGACAGCCACUGCAUCCCUACAUAGACUCUCAGAUGAGCUCUCGCUCCCUGCCGAACUCUUCCUCAGAGAUAUGCCUGAGGUCUCAGGAUGAACAGUUGGAAGCCAGAGCUGGUAUGAGGAAACAUAGCUCCAUGAGCAGGCUGACCCGAGACACCUCUGACGGAGAUGGUGUGGUUUUCUAUGGCUCCCCUCGCAGAAUUGUGGAUAGUUGUGUACAGACUGAUGAUGAAGAUGGAGAAGAGAGGUACAUGAUGCGUCAUCGCACCAGGAGGCGCGGUCGGAGCGUUGACUGUUCUGUCCAGACAGAUGAUGACGAGGAUAAGGCUGAAACAGAGCAUCCAGUUCGCCGAAGACGGUCCAGGUUCUCCCGCCACUCUGAGUGCACCGCAGCUGGUACCACCACUGCCUCGACAACAACCACAGCUACAGACACCAAAGCUGACACAUCCAAGAUCAUUUCUUCCAGCAUUGCUGUCCAGACCAUCAGGGAAGUGUCCUGCCAGACAGAAGUUGAGCACCUAGGAAGAGUCUCCCCCGCAAUCCAUGUGACAUUGCCAGACCCUAAUAAAGUAGAGAUUGUACAUUACAUUUCUGGACCAGAGCGAACACAAAAAGGACAAUCCCUUGCCUGCCAGACUGACCCAGAAGAGCAGUCACAGGGUGUUGUAGCUCCACAGCUCAGUGUACCAACUACAGUCAGUCCAUAUUCUUCCUGUGUGGGAACAGGGUCAUCCAGUUCUGUUGACUUUCACACCCAGCAGCGCCAGCAGCAACAUGUCGCAGCAAACGCAGCUAAAUUUGAGCGACGCCGCCCUGACCCGUUAGACAUUAACUAUCAGCCCCACAACCACCUCCACAACGAGUCCAUUUCCAGCAUCAUCCGGCAGCAGCAAACAACACCAAAAUCUCCACAAGUCCUCUACUCCCCUGUCUCACCGGUAUCCCCACACCGCCUGCUGGAGACCUCUCUGUCGAGUGAGAGACUGAACAAGGCCCACGUCACACCUCAGCAGAAGUCUUACACAGCCGAAUCCCCUCAACGACACCCAUCUGUGCCCCGACCCAUCAAGAGCACCCACAGGUCCAUGUCAGACCCCAAGUCCCUCAGCCCAACCACAGAUGAGCACACCAAGGCCAGGCUGUCCUUGUAUCAACAACAAGCACUCCAGAGCCAGCUGGCAGCCUUACAGCAGAGCUCUUUGCUUCGGAAGGUUAAGCGAACCCUGCCCAGCCCUCCUCCAGAUGAGACUGCUACAUCAGCUCACUUGACCAUGAUGACGCCUGCCCAACAACAGAUCUACCUGCCUUCAGUGCCCAGCCUCAAGCCCAGCUCAAGGUCUGGCCUGGCUGCUAAGGCCAGCCUCCUCAAAGAUCUCACCCACGAGCUAAAAGCAGUGGAACAAGAGUCUACUAAGCUUAGAAAGCAGCAAGCUGAACUUGAGGAGGAAGAGAAAGAGAUUGAUGCUAAGCUGAGGUACCUGGAACUGGGAAUUCAUCAGAGGAAAGAGACUUUGGUGAAGGAGAGGGAAAGAAGGGACAUUGCCUACCUGAGGUGUAUGGGGGAUACCAGAGACUAUAUGUCUGACAGUGAGUUGAAUAACUUGCGCUUAGCAGCUGCUGCUGCAUCACAUGAGACAAAUGGGCUACUAACAACAAGACCAAGCACUGCUCCACUUAGCCAGUUUAACAGCGACCUCAACACAGCAGCCCAGUACCCACCAACCUCAUCCUUCCUCUCCUGUCAAUAUCCCCAGAGCCAACCACCAGCACCAUCUCAGCAAUCAAGUGUGCCAUACCAGUCAUCUACAUUCAACCAGCCUCCUUACCCAACAGUGUCGCAGUCACAGGCACUGCCUCAGCCCAUGACCCUUCAGACCCAUGCCCCUCCUCCCGGACCAACCUAUCAACCUCAAACAUCCUAUCCUUCCCACACCUACCCACAAGCUCAGCCCCCAUACCCUCAAACAGAUUCAGGGUUACCAUCUGCACCUCAACCUCAGCCUCCAUCAGGGCCUACAGGUUUUGGGCCUGCCCCACCUGGUCAGCCACCAUACCCCACCCACAGCUCACCGUAUCCCAGUGCUGUGUCCCCCUACCCCACCCAAACGACACCAUACCCUGGGCUGCCCCAAGUUGAUAUUCUGACAGUUCACCCUGGAAGGCCUAGACAGACAUCACUUGCUGAACUUGAGCAUAAGAUGCCAACCAACUAUGAGACUAUCAGCAACCCAACAGUUGUGGUCACCACCACAGCCCAAGAUGCGACCUUUUCGAGUGCAGCCCCAGCUUAUGGUCCAUACACAGGAACAAUAACCAUGGCAAGCUCCUACGGGCCUUAUGGAUCUGCACCUGUUUCCAACAGUUAUGGUGGUUACUCCACAGUACCUCCGAGCACUUAUGGUCCAUAUACAUCAACCCCAGCUAGUUCAUAUGGCCAGUACACAACAACUACCGCUAAUACAUAUGGCUACACUACCACCACAGCCAGUUCUUUUGGACAGUAUACUUCAACAGUUUCCAAUGCCUAUGGGCACCCUGUAGAUAGUCCUUCCACCUACAGCACGGCAGAAGGCAUGUAUGGGGCUCCUGGUUUAGAGCAAAACAUUCCAAGGAACUACAUGAUGAUCGAUGACGUUAGUGAGCUGACGGCAAAGGACGGGCUGGGCACGACAGCAGGGGACAUGAUGCAUCAUGGCAGUAGCGGGCGUUACCCUGGCGAUAUCCAUGGCCAUGGCAGCACAUCUGGCAGCACGGCGCGUGGGGGAACUGGCAGCUCCCCCUACGGCAGGGCACCUGAGGAGGAAGCAGCGAUGCAGGAUGAGCUGUACGACCACCACGGCAGGGGUAAGAGCAGCUACAGGCACGGACCUCUAGGGGGCAGCAGCAGCAGCGUGAGCGCUAGCAUGGGUGGGGGAUCCCCCUAUUUCUAUGACUACGACUACAAACUUGCCGCCAUCCGCUCCGGGGUACAGAAACCUUUGGCAUCCUCCAGAAGCCUUCUGGCUCCUGCUGUCAUGUCCUCCAAGCGCAGCAAGCACAGGAAGCUGGGGACCAUGGAGCAGAAAAUUUCAAAGUUUUCCCCCAUAGAGGAGGCUCGAGAUGUGGAGGCAGAUUUGGCCUCCUAUUCUACAGGUGAGGCUUACCCCUCAUCACACAUUCGAGGGCGCCAGCUGAUUGAGGAUUAUGGCUUCAAGAGGAGUACUUUUGAUGGCACCAGUGGCACAGCUCACGGAAGUCGACACUACAAUAUGAUGGUGGAUGAGGACGAUCGGAUUUACUACACCUCCUCUGGCCGCUCACGUUCCCAUGGCUAUGGCAUGGACAAGAUCUCCGCAAGAGAUUACCAUAGUUAUCGAAGCAGAUCCUAUGAGAGAGAUGACCGCUCCUACCGUUCUGGCAACAGAGGACUUCAUCCAACUCGGCAGUACUCUGAGGAGGAGAGCCCACUCAGCCCCUUGGGGAAAUUCAUGGGUUCUGGGAGGUCUUCAAGCUUAGGUCGUGACCCAUGUGACAGUCGCAGUAGUAGAUAUUAUUACUAUUACGGCAAUCAUGGUUCCAGUCACUCGCUGCCAGAUGUUCAAGACCAUAUACGGGACCUUCCCAGGACACAUGUCUACAGAUCGGAUGAUACAUACAUUAUUGAUGAUUAUCAUUGUGCUGUGUCAGACAGUGAAGCCUACCAUCUGGGCCAGGAAGAAACUGACUGGUUUGAGAAACCACGCUCCAGUUCUCGACACUACGGCAGCAGCCACUCUGGAAGGAGUCGGCAUGGUGUCAAGCACACCUAUCAUGAUUAUGAUGAACCUCCUGAGGAGGACCUGUGGCCCCAAGAUGAGUACGGUCAUGGUGGGCGGCACACGUCAUCACGUGACCACAGGCAACAUGGCACUUCUAGCCGCCACUCUUCCUCCCGUCACUCAGAUGAGCCGAGAUCCUCAAGGUCAUCUAAGGGGCAUCCAAAGGACCCAUCUGUGUGCCAUGACCCCUCAGGACGUUCUUCAUCUUCAGGAAGGCGUGGUGAGUCGAGGUCUGGAGGGUAUCACUCUUCGGACUUCUCCAGGGAUCCAUCUGGACAUCAUCACGGUCAAAGAUCUUCUAGGCAAGGAGAUCCGCACAGGUCCUCACGCAGCAAGUCCCAGGUCCAAGUAGACAUGCAAGGCCAACAACCAGGCUCAUCCAGGUCUGGGCGAACUCAGGGCUCUGCAGGUGGGCCUCCAGGAUCAGGGCGACAGGGGGGUCCCGGUUCCCAAACAGAUGGGGCCCAAGGACAGAGGACCCAGCUCCAACAACAGGCCCAAACAUCUGCAGCCAGACCAGGACAGCCUGGCACAACAGCAACUACAGGCCUUCAGCAGCAGACACCAGCCCAAGGUCAAGGCAUGGGCAUGGGUAUGGGCAUGGGUAUGGGUCAGGCCCAGGCCCAGGCCAAACCAGGACAAACAGGACCAGCAGGCGGGCCCAUGGGGCAGGCUAGGCCGACCGGUGCAGCAGGAGCCACACCAUCCACCAUGACGAAGAUCGACACACCUUCGGUAACGGCGAUUGGAGCAAAAGCAGCACCUGUCAUGGCCUCGAAGGCGGGCCAGCCCCCACUUACGGGCAUAGGCUCCAAGGCAGCUCCUAGACCUGGAGGUAUUGGCAGUGCAGCAGCAGGUCAGCCUGGCAUGGAGGGAGAUGGCAUGUUUUCUAAGAUCCUGCCUGGAGGCGCUGCUGAGCAGGCCGGCAAACUGGGAGAAGCCAUCUCUGGUUUUGGCAAGAAAUUCACCUCCUUCUUCUGAGCUGACACAAAUAAGGACUAUGAAGAAUGUCAAAAAUGAAGGUAUGAGGCCCCGUACCAGAAAAACCUGUGAAGUCUCCCCUGCUUUUGUUUUCCCAUAAAAAGAGAAAGGAAGGAGAGAGAGGAUGGCGGCUGAGAGGACGGAGCGCACUGAUCAUUCCAAGGCCAAGCCAACAUCCAGCUUCAGAAGGAACCACAUUAUCGCACAGCUUCUGAGAAAACACCUGCAGCAGCUACAAACAUUUACACCUCUACAUGAGAAUGGAACAGAUGGGGGCUGAAGGUGACAGCAGAAGAAACGGCUGUUUGAUCCUGAUCAUCCUCCAUUCCAGCAGCGUGAGGUGUGCGCAUACUGAGGUCUCCCCAGCCCGAUGUGCAUUUAAAAUAUCAGUUACAUUAACAUGGUGUGGACAAUGGCUGCUUUCGCUUGUUCCAACUUCUUGUGGGAGGUGGUAGUUUCACCACAGCUGCAGAGGCUUGCCUGUUUUACAGUCCCGUGCUCUAUCUAGGAGUAAUAUCAACAAGUCACCUCUCUCCUCUUAUCUAUCUCUUUUCAAAGUAAACAAUUAGCAAAGAAUAUUUAAAAAACCCACAGAGGCUCCACAGGUUUUUCUCGUUCUAAAGACGUCUCAUUGGACUAUCGAACACUGACUAGGAAAUCAUCGAAACGUCACUAUGAAUGAAACGGACAAUGACGAGGCGGCGGCCAACACAGACCGAGCAUGCCGCUGGGCGUUUAUUUUUCUCUCUCUCUCUGUCUACAUUCCAGAUUGGGAACUGUGCCCUUCUUCCUCACCCCUCUUGCGUUUUUUGAAUGCUGGCUCUUCUUUCUUUCCACACCCCCACUGCAAACGAUCUACAACUUGCCAUGUCUUUAAACAAGAGCAAUGUGGAUUUAAACAAAAAGAAAAAGAAAACAUGGGAAUGCAUGGAACCUUAUUUCCAAGACCUUACACUGUUUCAUCGUUACGUAACUGAGGCCAUAAAGACAUCUGAGCUAAAAGGCGUAAAUAAUAGCAAAGAAAGGUUACUCAAGCAACACACAAGGAUUUGGCCAUGGUAAUAAGAGAAGUGUUUUAUUUAUUUUCCACAGUUAUUUUUCCAGUAUUGUUGUUUUUCUUAAGAAAGCUAUUUGACUGAGUUAAGCUAAUGAGGUGGUGGGGUUACUUUGUAGCCCAUUCAAAGCCAUUAAGAUAAUACUUAUUAUCAGUUUCUGUGGCGAACCUCCAAAAUGCUCCAAAACUCUGGCUUUAAGUUAAUAAGUUUUUUUGUUUCCUCAUUUUUUUUCUUCUUCAAGUCAGUUGCCUGGUUUUUAUGUUGCAGUUUACCAAUAUCGCCUUAAUUUUUUUGAACGUUUCAUUUUAAAUCAAAAGUGGUGUAUUUUUAUGUGGUUAGAUCAGCUAGAAUAGCAGCCACAGAGAGUUAAUUUCUAUUUUUUUACCUUUACAUUGUUUUUUUAUAUUUUCUUGUGAUAUGAUUUAAUUUAUUUUGUAGCGAUUUGCUACAUUAAACUAGCCUCUCCCUUGACAAUUCUUAGACUCAAUAAAGCAAUAGAAAGCAAUAGAGUAAGAGGUAAGAAAGUAAAUAGCACAAUUUUGUGUCAUUUAGCAAAAAUGUGUUGCCUUCGUUUGUCUGAUUUACCACCAAUGCUCUGCUUUAGUGUGACUCAAACGCACCACGUUGUACUGCUGCUGUAUGAACGUAGCAAAGAGACAGGAGUCCAGUUCCGUGCAGAUCGGUGGAUCGGACUGAUGUGCUGCUUUCUUCAGCCGGAAUCUGAUUUGAGAGCACUGCAGGGCAGCAGAGGUGUGCAGAAAAGCAGCAGAACUGGACUCUUCAUCACCCUACAGUUGGGGACGGGGGGAGUUUUGGGUUUUGUUUUGAGAUUCUCCUGACUCUCCAAGAUGGACUUCUUAUACAGCUGUGUCCGCAUGUGUCUUCACUCUGUCAAAUGUGAACCUGAAAGCACACUGGGAAUGGUGUCAGUGAUCUUACUAUAAUAAUCUGCUGUCAUGUGACUGAGGAACCAAAAAUAACACACUCAGUUGUGUCACAAAGUCACUCGCCUUUUUUUUUAACAACCUAUUUUCUAUCGUGGUGGAGUUCAGACGUGUAACCCAACACCCCCCUCCAAAACAACAAAAACAAAUCUUUUCUCUCAGACUGUCAGUCGUCUUGGAAAUAUUCUCAGGUCAGUAUUUGCCCUGCUGUUGCUCCUGCAGUGCAUUGUGGGGAAUCUGCGGUUUGGCACUCAUGACGCACCCUGCCAGGCCUGACCGGGCAAGGCCUCCUCCUCCUCCUUCUCUAAACCAACCAACUUUUGAUGUAUAUUGUCUUUGUGAAUGCUUGCUGGGAACCUUUGCAUGCUGCCCGGCGCAGAGAAACCUCAAAGUCACCUCUAUAUUGUUCUGUUCCUGAUGUUUGUACGUAUGUUUGUAUGUAUGUGUUUGGGGUUCAGUAUGCAAGUAUUUAGCAAACAUCAUCUAAUGUGGAGGAGCAAACAAAACAGACACAAGUUCAACCACAAAGAGCAUCGCAGACAGAGGAGCCGAGUCGUUCUAUGCAAUGAAUCCUAUUUGAAAAAAGCGAACACCUGAGGAGGCGAAGGCAUGUAAAACAUAAUGUUGGAAAAAGUCACAGUCAUUGUUUAUCACUCCUCAGUUAGAAACCAUGUCUGCUUUGUUUUAUUUGUUAAAAAACAUGUCCCUUCUCUUAAGAUAUGGGAAGAUAUGUUCACAACAGCUAGGAAGUUUUAAAUGUCAUGAAGCGUUCUUCUAUUUUCAGUAGUGAAAUGGGUACAAGUGAGAGUUUUAACCAGUAAUCGAUCAAAAAUGCUGCCUAGUAAACAACAAUGCUGCAUUACAUAUAUAUAUUAGCUUUGAGAGUGAACUAUCCAAGUUGUCAUGAACACAUCUUUCCAAAAACUGGCCACUUUGAUUAGUUUAUAGGAACUGAACAGAAAAGCUUUCUACAGAUUUACAUAUUUAAAACUAAUAUGACGUAGGCGAUGGGCUGCUCAGGGUUUAAAAUGAUAGGCUGCUUCCCUCCAUUUUAAUUGCCAAAAACCAAAUCUGUUAUAAUCUUAUUGUGCAGGAAAUGUUUCUCCAGCGAUCUUUUUAAUCAAGAACACUGACAUUAACGGAAAUAAUAAUUCAGAUGUAAUAAAGCUGCAAAUAAAUAAUUAUAAUGUCUAUAAUAUAUUUGUGUAAUAGUGAGUUUGGAGGCGGGUGUUCUUGUGGAAUGUACACUAGAUAGCAAAUGUACAAAGCAAAAUUCAUUUGCCAGUUUACGAAUAUGUGUUAGCGUUUUGGUAGCAGCACUCUAAGGGAAUGUGGAUAAAAAGAAGCUUAUUAAAUAAAACGGUUUUUUUUUUGUGUCUUUUAAAAGGAUGUCACAAUUCAAUAGUUGGGUGACAAUCAAAGCAUUUAUAAAUGAUCAGUAUUGAAGUCCCUGACUAAACUCCUGACACAUGAUGUUGUUUCUAUUGUUUGCAAUUUUCUUUUGCCACACACCCAGCAAGCAAUUCUGUGCACAUUUUGCACAUGAAACUUUUUUAAGAAUGACAGCCAAUAUUUAUGCACACAGCUUAAAAAUCUCACUAAUUAUAGGUCAAAUUGUUUAUUUUUCACCCCUUAAAAAUAAUAUUUACAGUAAAAGACAGACCGUUUUGCUGUAUGUCUGUGUUAUGUGGGGGGAGAGAGCAGCUGAAACACUACAGAAUACAUUUUAAGAUGUUCAAGCUAAGUUUAAUGAAGAGGAAGUACAUAUUUUUCUGUAAGUCUUAUCCAUGUUAAUAUGAAUCACUUUGAAAUGCUUUGUAAGUCAAAUAAUCAACAUGUCAAAAGUAAGAGUAAGCAUGCUAGCAAUAGCGUAGCACUUCACCAAAACUUCUCCAUAUAAAAACAUGAUCAACAGGAGCAAGAUGUGAGUUUACUAAAGAUGGUACCUGUAUGUGCUGAGUCAGAUAUAUCUUUAUAAACAACUGACAAAGCUACGUGCAUUUUAGAUGUGUUAUCCGGAGAUUAUAGUAGCUUUUUCAACCUAGCUAACCCUGAGGUGGAGCAGCAUAUUAGGUCCAACCUGAGGAAUCUCUGUUUGGAACAAAUAAGGAAGAAAAAUGGACACCUAAGAAUCCAGAAAGUUGUUGUUGUAUGAGUUCAGUGGGACAUGAUCAUAACAUUAAUGUAAGACUAUGUAAUGCUGACAAUAUGUGUCUUUAUUCUCUGCUUAUACAUUACAUACAUUUUAAUAAAGUAGUGAAUCGGGAUUUGACAUCCUUAAAUGACUUCUAUCUCUAGAAGGGACCAAAACUCUGUUUCAGACAUCCAUAAUAUAAAAUGAUCCCUCCAAACUUCUUUCUAACCCUUAUUUGAGCUUCACACGUCGUUUAUCCAUGUAAAAAUAGUCUAUAUAUUUUUUAGAAAUAUUUAAAAUAUAAUUUAUGUAAGAAUUUAUUUUAUCAUACUGAGAGGAGAUAUUAAGAUAGCUGGAAUAAAUGUUGAAAAGAUCAAACUUUAUGAAGAAAUCUCUAGAUAUAUGAUGAAAAUUAUCUUUAUAAAGACUGAUCUAUUGCUAAUGUUAUUGCACAAUAAUUAUAAUCAGAUUGUUAAAAACCAUGAAUAGAAAAGUCUGCCUAAACAGAGUUUAUUUUAUUUAAAAAUGUUUAAAGCUUAAAGGUUAUUUAACCAUUGUUCCAAAGUAUACAUCUACAGUUCAUGCCUUUUAUUGACCUGAGAUGAAUGAAAUAAAGAUGGAAGAUCAGAAAUUGAAUUAUUCUGGUUCGAGUGCACAUGAUGCAAACAGUUUAUAUCACAUAUACACUGCCUCUAGAUCAGUGUCUUAAAUGAAAACAACAUAAGCUAAAAGUUAGAUGUCAAACUAGAACAAAUUGUACGUGAGAACAUUAAGAUUUACCCAAUUUAACUCCAGUGUCCUCUAUUUUGUGUCAUAUGCUUUUGGGAUUUUGUAAAAACAAAAAAGACAAAAAGUAAAACACUCAAUGAAAUGAUCCUUAAUCACUUCUGCCUCAGGAAAGCACACAAGCUAAAUACAGCCUUGCAAUGGAAGACAUUCAGAUGAUAAUAAAGGACAGUGAGUGUGUUCAUGCAGGUGCAGGAAAUCAGUGAGCUUGUGUGUGAAUGACACAACCACAAGCACACAGUUAUUAAGAAGAACUGUGCAGAAAUAAGAUUAUGUCACUUCCUAUUAAUGUUUUAUUUAUUUUCUUUGUUUUUGGUUUUGCUCCUGCAUGAAUACAGCCAAUAAAGGUGACUUAAAUAUGCAUAGCAGUAAGGGCUUCUAUACUACAAUACUCUUCACCGAAGAAAGCCAUCCUGUUACUGCCCUCCAGCCAGUCAUGAAACCUCUGUCCACACACUGCAUGGUGUCUUUCUGUAUCUAGGGGGGCACUGGACUUAUCAGACCACAGUAAAAGCACUACAGCCUGUUUUUUCACCAAUGUUUUAACAGCAAACGUUUAUAGGUUUCCAUUUAUCUGCCAAAUGGAAUUUCUUUCAUCACCUUACAACAGAAAAAUAAUUUACAGACAUGAAUCUGUAAGCACCUUUUAAAAGAAAGCUUUACACUGGAUUGUUCUGACUUUAACUAGCAAACCUUGAAAAAAUGCUUUUGGGAAAUCCAGGCUGUGGGUGUUUGUUUUAAAACCAAAAAGGUAGCAUCUUACUGCUCGCACUGAGCAAAGCUUGCGCACCACUGCUCUUACUGUUGGUCAGCGUAUGACAGGAUGUGAUGAAGGUUUUUAAAAAAGAGAAUAUAUAUAUAUAUAUAUAUAUAUAUAUAUAUAUAUAUAUAUAUAUCAGCAUAAGGAAAAUGGAAAAUGUUUCAUAUAGGUAAGAGGUUAUAGGUAAAGAAGAAGCCAUGAGACAAUUGUCCAUUUGUCACCCUCAAAUCAUUUUUUACCUGUAAAGUGACAAGUGCAUGAUCUGGACACCUCCAAUAUUUUCCCCUUAAACCUAACCACUGCUCCAGCCAACUCUCUGACCUUUGACCUCCCACCUACCAUCUUUAUUCCAGUGUAAAUAGCAGAUAUGAACCGACCAGAGUCAGCUCCGAACAAGCAAAUAUGUAAAUGCCAUGAGGGAUACGUCCUGUACAACAACAUGUAAAUUUCAAACAAAUCACCACACACAUAUGCACAAGAGGUGUGCGAGAGAGGCCUUUGUGCUGCAAACAGUGACUCCUGCUGCAGCUUAUGAAAGCCCUGAACUCUCUGCCAAAACUUGUGCUUUGUGUAUGAAAACGACAAAAACUGAACCACAAACAGGAGCAGUAAUCAAACCACAUUGUGUUUGUAUGUGGCUGGCUUGUACGGACGGUUAAAAAAGUCAUUAUUAUACUAUGAAAAAAAAAAGAAAAGAAAUCAUUGUAUUCGGAUAUGGAAAAAAAUAUUGGUCUGUGUAGAGAUUCUAUACAUGUUGUGUUUGUUAAACGAGAUGACAUCUAAAACAAAAAAAAAUGAAAAAUAUUCUGACUUUCAAGUUUAGGGUGGACCACUGUGCAACAGAGAAGGUCAAAAAAAUAAACUUGAACAUUUUGGGGGGGGAAUUAAUCUUUAAAAUAAUCCAGCUGAUUGAAGAAAAGAGUAAAAACAAAAAGAGCCUAAAAACAACAACAAAUGUUCCAUUCACUGUUGUAAGUGCAAUGAGCUAAACUUCCUGUUUCCCUAUUGUAAAACCUUGUGUAUGUUUCCGUGUAUUCCUCCUGUAAAUGGGUGUAGUAGACCUGGUGCAUCAUUCCAUGUAAUGUGAUGAAUGACAAAUUAUGACCUUACAAUCCAUUUCAAUCAGGAAAAUAAAUAAAAGACAAAUACAUGAAAGCAA
Molecule: messenger RNA, 19716 nt
Organism: Girardinichthys multiradiatus
Lineage: Eukaryota; Metazoa; Chordata; Actinopteri; Cyprinodontiformes; Goodeidae
Gene: bsna
Product: bassoon presynaptic cytomatrix protein a
Exons: 16
Coding region: 30-12878 (4282 amino acids)
Biological process (GO): protein localization to synapse; presynaptic active zone assembly
Cellular component (GO): cytoskeleton of presynaptic active zone; GABA-ergic synapse; glutamatergic synapse
Molecular function (GO): metal ion binding; structural constituent of presynaptic active zone
Source: RefSeq, a predicted model, not a curated record